Molecule: messenger RNA, 960 nt
Organism: Penicillium malachiteum
Lineage: Eukaryota; Fungi; Ascomycota; Eurotiomycetes; Eurotiales; Aspergillaceae
Exons: 1
Coding region: 1-960 (319 amino acids)
Molecular function (GO): catalytic activity
Source: RefSeq, a predicted model, not a curated record
AUGCUGGGCCUUCUGCAUGACCUUCCUGUGGCUAACAGGGAAGAAGCAGUUGCUCCUUUCAUCGAGCGCAUCUCUCGUAUCUCGAGUGAAGAAUUGCAAUACCUGGCUGCGGAUGUGCACAAGCAAUCUGGUGUGAUAUGCCAAUCUGCUGCGUCCUUCCGGGAAACGAAGCAUGCGAAAGCAAAUUCCCAUGUCUCACUAUUCGAGAUUCACGACUAUCCCUCAUCAAAGCAGGGACCAACAUGGUGGUCAAAUGGAACUACCCAGGAUUCUUCAUCAAGGCCACUUGCUGGACUGAAGGUCGUGGACAUGUCUCGCAUUAUUGCCGCACCUGCUGUCUCGCGGGGCCUAGCUGAACUGGGGGCCUCGGUGAUGCGAGUGACAUCGCCGCAUCUUCCAGACAUGCAUGUACUCCACAUCGACUUGAAUUGGGGUAAGUGGAGCUGCAGUGUGGAUCUCAAGACGGAUACUGGGAAGCAAGCACUGCGUGAUCUGAUCUGGGAAGCGGAUGUGGUCGUGCAAGGCUAUCGGCCUCAUUCGCUGGAAAAAUAUGGAUUUGGUCCACAGGAUAUCUUACGUAUGACCAAGGACCGAGAGGGAGGGAUUGUUGUACUUCGGGAGAACUGUUACGGCUGGUAUGGGCCUUGGUCAGAUCGUGCUGGAUGGCAACAGAUCAGCGAUUCGUGUGUUGGAAUCUCCCAUGGCUUCGGAAAGGCUAUGGGACAUACAGAUGGAGAGAGUGUAACGGCGAUUUUUUCGAAUAGUGAUUACAUGUGUGGUGUUUCCGGUGUCUGCGCUACACUACUUGCCCUUAUGAGAAGGGGUGAGCAUGGCGGUAGCUACUUGGUCGAUGUGGCCUUGAAUUAUUAUAACCAGUGGCUGGUCGAUUGCGUUGGGGAAUAUCCAGAGCACGUAUGGCAAUCAUUGUGGGAGCGCCAUGGCAAGCAAAUAUUCCGGUAG